Huiozyma naganishii CBS 8797 is the source of this 630-nucleotide messenger RNA. It is a transcript of the gene TIP1, whose product is annotated as putative lipase. Gene Ontology annotation, molecular function: structural constituent of cell wall. NCBI's taxonomy places the organism in Eukaryota, Fungi, Ascomycota, Saccharomycetes, Saccharomycetales, Saccharomycetaceae. Gene Ontology annotation, biological process: fungal-type cell wall organization. The transcript has a single exon. Gene Ontology annotation, cellular component: fungal-type vacuole; fungal-type cell wall. The record is from RefSeq and is a predicted model, not a curated record. Bases 1 to 630 code for a protein of 209 amino acids.
AUGCAAUUCGCCACCUUCAUUGCUGCCAUCGCUUCUUCCGCUGCCAUCGCCUCUGCUUUGACCGACGAACAGAGUGCUGAAAUCUACGCCAUUGUUCAAGACAUCAACAGCAACCAAGCUCAAUACAUUGGUUUGGAAAUGAACACUGGCGGGUUCCAGAUUCCUCCUCAAUUGUUGUCCAUGUAUCAACAGGUCUUGACCUACAAGGACGACUCUUACACCUCUUUGUUCACUGCUUUGGACUACAACAUGAUCACAAGCACCAUCACCGGUUUGUCCUGGUACAACGAGAGAUUGGCCCCAGCCCUAUCUUCCGUCAGAGCCAAGUACAACACUGCUGAAGCCACCACCUCCGCCAAGGCCACCACCACCACCUCUGCUAAGGAGACCACAACCUCCGCCGAGGCCACCACCUCCAGCAAGGCUACCACCUCUGCUGCUCCAUCUUCCUCCGCCAAGGCUUCCUCCUCUUCCGCCGCUUCCAAGGCCACCACUCAAGCCGUCUCUCAAAUCACUGACGGUCAAAUCCAACAGACUGCUUCUGUCCACCAACAGAGUGCCAACGGUGCCAUAAAGAACGCCGCUGGUGUCGGUGCUGGUUUCUUGGCCGCCGCCGCUUUGUUGAUGUAA